AUUAUUUAAAUGAUAUUAGCCUGGGUUACUGUCUGGGUAGAGUUUCUCUCUCUCUCUUUUCUUCCGGGUUUGCUGGUUACCUCCUACCUCCCAAAAACCUAGCUAUGAAUAAAUGCCCCUAUGUGUGAAUGUGAGAUGGACUGGGCACUCCAACUUGCCAGUGAGGUCAGCUGCCCUGCAUCCAUUGUUAAUGGGGAUUGGGUCCAGAGCCACCGCGAUCCUGAACAGGAUAAAGCAUUUAAUAAUUAUAAUUAUUAAUGAGUUUUAGUAGUUAUUAGCCCAUCACAUUUGAAUGGGAUUAAUCCAAACCUCAGUAACACUAGAACAAGAUGGUGUGUAAAUACUGUAAGCUUGUGUCAAUGGAAAUUUUCAGGAAUAAUACUGGGAAUAAUCUGCACAUGUGAACGAUAGCUUCAGAGUGCUCAGUGACUGACAUGCAUACAGUAAACAUCCAUUAACAUUUUGAUUAUUUCAUCAACGCACAAUAUUUGCAUUGUUUAUGCAUAAACCGUCUUUGCAAUCGUCAUGUUUCUUGACUAAUAUUUUGGUCGAAAUAUUCUGAGAGUCGAAUUGAAUCGAAUCGUGACGUGAUUAUUGUGAAUCAAAUCGAAUUGUGACCGGAGGGUACUGAUACACAUCUGAUAAUUAGAGCACAUAUGGAUCAUCAUACUCACACAGAAUAUGAUACCAUAAACCAAAUGUUUACAAAGAUCCUAAUGGAGCUUUUUUGACGGCUAUGACUCCUGAUCCGACUCUUUAUCCUUGUUUUCUAGAACCGAUAGUAUUUAGGGGCGGGGCUUGGUGUAAGGAGGCGGGGCUUGUUCGCUAUGCCGCCUUCCACUCUGUUGUGUUUUCUGUUACUCUCAUCGCCAUCUUGUUGCAAGUCAAGCAAUGCUCGUCUGAGGAAUUUUCUUAAGAGCUGUAGCGAUUUCUUUUAUUUAAUCAGAAUCGUUAAAGAAGUGUUAAAGCUUAGUGUACGUGAGCAAACUGGUCAAUCCGCAAACACGCAACUUGUAGUGUGUGUGUGUGUGCGCGCGUGCGUGUGUGUGUGCGUGUGUGUGUGUGUGUGUUUUAAAGACACUAUCUACUCGGUGUACGAAAUGAGUAUUGAUACACUGCUGGAGGCGGCUAGAUAUCUGGAGUGGCAAGCCCAGCAACAACAGAUUACACGUGAGGAAGAUGAGCGACGACAAAAGACCCUCCUGUCCCGUGGAGCAGAACCCAAGCGUCCCGAAGUCGCUGCCAUGUCCAUCCAGCCAGCGCAGGUCAAUCACACGACCUGGGUUGACGAAGCUCGGACAGAGCCUCACAACCACCAGCCACGCCCUCCAGCCCCACCCCCAGUUCCAGUUCCAGCCCCUCCCUUACAUCCACCCAUGCCCAUCGCCGUCAUCCCAAUCCCUGUGGUUUCCGCUAACCCUGCAGCAUCAGCGCUCCAUACGGCGUCCCCCAUACCAGUGGUAACUCCUCUGGCUACAGCACUGUCCCCUUCAGGCGCUCCUUUACUCGGCCCUAUAGUGAAGGACACACACACCCCCUCACAGCAGCAGCAUCUCCAGCAGCUUCAGCAUCGCCCCCUGGUCACCCACGUGAAGGCAGAAGGCAGCAACUUGCCUCAGUCGGGAACCAGUCCCAAGCAGCAACCUCAGGCCCUGCUGCAGCCGUACCCGGCGCCUGUCAUCACCCCCCAGCAUGCCCUGCUCGCCCAGCCCACUCUCACACAGCCUCAGAGUCACGCGUCACAACCGGCCCGGCCCAACGGCGCAGCCUUGGAGGACACCCGUGGUCUGGAGGGCAAGAGGCGACCCGGAGGAGCAGGAACCAGGGAGGUGCACAAUAAGCUAGAAAAGAAUAGACGUGCGCAUCUGAAGGAAUGCUUUGAAACCCUCAAGAGAAACGUCCCCAACGUGGACGAGAAGAAGACGUCCAAUCUGAGCGUGCUACGAAGCGCCCUGCGCUACAUCCAGAAUCUAAAGCGUAAGGAGAAGGAAUAUGAGCACGAGAUGGAGAAGCUGGCGAGGGAGAAGAUCGCCACACAGCAGAGACUGGCCGAGUUGAAGAACGACUUGAGCCAGUGCAUGGACGUCGUGGAGAUCGAGCGCCUCCUCCGGCAGACGGUCCAGCCUGAAGACGACCAGGCAUCCACAUCGACGGCAUCAGAAGGCGAAGACUUUGAACAGGAUGCAGAAGACGGAGCCCCGCCCUCAUCCCGCUCCUCGGUCCUGGGAUGUCAUCCGGUGCCGUCUGAGCCACGCGGCCCCAUUCUCCCUCCUCCACCGUCCAUCCUUCCGUCCCACAUUGCCUUCCAGCACAAACAGUCCACCCCCCCACAGCCCCAGAACACAGCCAUUGCUCCUCAACCCAGUGUCAUCGCACAUGCCUCUGUGUCUCAUGCCUCUGUCAUCCAGGCGGUUAACCAUGUGCUACCGGCUGCUUCCAAACCCAUCGGCCACAUAACCGUGCACCCGGUGACCCUUUACCAGCAGCCAGUGGCCGUCUCGCAGUCGCCCGUUCUGGGCCACAUUACACAGACACUGGCCCAGCAGCCCCAGAGCCACAGCCAUGUGAACGGUGCAGCAGUGGGGCAGCAGGGCACCAUGGUGGGAAAACCCACGGCUGUAGUCGCCCACCAUCAUGCGGGUCUCGUGGGGCAGGCGGUGCUUAACCCAGUGACAAUGGUGACCGUACCGCCUUUUCCUGUCAGCACACUUAAGCUAGCAUGAGACAUGCAGGAUUUUGUAUGUGUGUGUGUUUGUGUGAUUUGUGGCAUGUGAAGAACAUCUGAAUGGUCAGAAGAGCACAGGACUUUAUGAAUUUAGCAUCGUGAGCGUGCCUCGCUUAACGGCAUGCCUAAUCACGGAAGGGUCUCUUUUCACAUAGGCUGAACGACAAACACGUGACGCACUUGCAAAGCUUCAAAUCAUGAAACGAUUCACAGCGAGCGAGCGAGUCACAGGAGGUGCUAAAAACAAACUAUCCAUUUCACUCCCUCUCCACCCUUCAGUCCUGCUCAUCCUCCUCCUCCACCUCCUCUGAUUAGCUAAUCGUACUUAAAUGUCUCAGGCAUCACUUUCUCAUUCAGUCAUUAAAAACAGACACAGAAAUCAGAUGAUCAACGAGAAUGCAUGAUUUGUUGCAUUAUUGUCAGAAAAUAUGAUUGAUUAUUGGGCUGGCAAUUCGAUAAUCCGUAAAUCUAGAAGUGCCUAACCUGUGGUCUAAGUCUAAUGGCGCCCUCUGCUGCUUACACAUGGUCCUGCUGUGCUUUUUCCAGAGAGACUGCUCGACUUGUCAUCCUGUCCUUUUUGCAAUGUCAGGCGCAGGCAGCGAUAGUGGGCGUGAUUGCUGUCCUUCACACACGGACUGUGAAAGAAAACGAAACGGAGCACUCGGCAACCAGGAGAGCACUGAAACAUUUGAAACAGAAUCGAGCAGUUAGCCUAGAAACGCAUUUCUUCCAUUACAGUUGUGUUGCCGAUAUUUCUUCACAAUGCGAUUAUACCACUAAAUUUCCAAAGUCUUCUACUGGACACGUGACUCACUUCCACAAAGAAGCAGUCUAACGUCAAUCCUCUGGUUAUAUACCUGUUGUAUGAAUGUCAGUAUACUGUAUGUUAGAGUUUGUCCUUUUUUGUAUUUCUUUUUCCUUUUAGAAAAGCCGCUUGAUCAUCACCUGGUGGGUUUUUUCUGUGUGCUAACUUUGAGGAGGUGGUAUUCACUGUAUGAACAUUUCCUCAAUUUUUUUUUUUUUUUUUUUUUUUUUUACAUUUUAUUCUUUUAUUUUAUGGGCCACUUCAGUUUCUGUACAUCGAUGAAACCUAAUACAUGAUGCUCUUUUCCCAACAUCCAACAUCUCUGUACCAUGUAACACUCACGUGACAUAUUCCUUGUGUUGCUUUCUUAUGGUACUUUCCUUUUUUUUCUUCUUCUAAGAUCUAUAUUAUUUACAGUCAUACUACAAACCACUUUUUAUUUUACUACAAAAUGAAAAACUCUGCUAAGCGGAUUCGAUGCUCUGACGUACUGUGUCUCAUUGCUACGUACUAUCAAAUUUAACCAGAACACUGUGAUACCCUGCUCUUAAUUUACAGUCCCCGCCUCCUUCACAAGAAAAGAACAAGUCUGGGGCUAGAUGAGAAAAUCUUGGGAUUAUAUCCACUUUAGAUGUGAAUUUUUCUUUUCCUGAAUCUGAUGACCGAUUGAUGAGUGAACGAUACAUGCUGUGCUUUAUAUUCGGUAAAAAAAAACAAAAAAAAAACAUCACUUACCCUUUUGUAACAAAAAAAUUAGUAGUAUUUUCAUUUUUUUAUGUCUAUGUAUGUGUAUAUAUAAAUGUGAUGGAUAUGCACGCAUUCACAUAUACGUGUAUGUAUUUGCGGAUUACACUGUUGCCUGAUUUUGCAUGUAGAUUGCAAAUUUUUUUUUGUUUUGUUUCGCAUUGAUCCCCUCAUUAUUAUUAUUAUUAUUAUUAUUAUUAUAAUUAUUAUUAUUUUAGUUUUGUUUUGUUUUUUUCGGGACCAUGUCUAAUACUGUAUGAUGUGGUGGGGACCAUUAGACCUCAUUCUAACAUUGAUAUUAUAUAUACAUAUAUAAAAAUCUGCAUUUUUCCCUAUGGAGAAAGUUUAAGUUAUAUAUCGCCUGUACAUUUUGGGCUGCAUUAAAAUCUAAUUGUCCACCAUGAAAUAAAACAGUAAUAAUGUUGAUAUAUGCUAGAGUAAUUAAAAAAAAUGACUAUUCAUAAUAAAUCUUACAU
Molecule: messenger RNA, 4750 nt
Organism: Hemibagrus wyckioides
Lineage: Eukaryota; Metazoa; Chordata; Actinopteri; Siluriformes; Bagridae
Gene: mntb
Product: MAX network transcriptional repressor b
Exons: 6
Coding region: 828-2723 (631 amino acids)
Biological process (GO): regulation of transcription by RNA polymerase II
Molecular function (GO): RNA polymerase II cis-regulatory region sequence-specific DNA binding; protein dimerization activity; DNA-binding transcription factor activity, RNA polymerase II-specific
Source: RefSeq, a predicted model, not a curated record